Molecule: messenger RNA, 439 nt
Organism: Pelecanus crispus (Dalmatian pelican)
Lineage: Eukaryota; Metazoa; Chordata; Aves; Pelecaniformes; Pelecanidae
Source: RefSeq, a predicted model, not a curated record
AUGUCCUCAAAGAAGAAAACGAAGAGAAAUCAUUCCGGAGAUAAAUUACAGGAACACAAAGGCAACUCCCAUCCUCGCUGGAAAUUGCUUCCACUUGAGGAACCAGAUGUCUCAAGGAUAUUGAAGGUAGCGGAAGCAAAUCAACUUGAGGAGCUUGAUGAUUCAUUUGAUCACCCGUUGCACAGUACUGCUGUGGAUGCUUAUGGAGAGGAACAUUCACAAAACGAGUCACUUGGUCAUGUUUCAGCUCCACAAAGGAAAAAUACAGCAAGAAGUAAAAUACCGCAUCGUUCGAAAACGUCUGGUGGUGUUCAGAAAUUCAGCACGGCUCAUCCUGAAGAUGAACCCCUUAAGGAGAACAUGAAGGCUCUGAAUACUGCUCAAUUCCAGGCAAAGAAGCAGCAGCGACCUUCAGAGAAGAACACAUCAGAUCCUGCUG